This is a messenger RNA of Amoebophrya sp. A120, 2023 nucleotides long. NCBI's taxonomy places the organism in Eukaryota, Dinophyceae, Syndiniales, Amoebophryaceae. The record is from the annotation of a GenBank genome assembly.
CCUGGACCUGUGUCGCUGCUACUACGCCUUGCGUUGCGUUCUGACGUUAGUGGAGCAAUUGCACACGGCAGCAGCUCGGAGUAAGAACAGCUCGGCAGAGCAUCCCCGCAGUGCCUUCAAAAUUCUGAUCCAAAGCAGCAUUGUGGAGCUGGACCGUCUUGUAUCAGACUAAAAAGUGCGCCUACCCCAGAACACGGAACUUUCUGUGAUGCAAAGUUCGUCAAUCUUCAAUUUCAUUGGGACAAUCAAAUUGAAAUCCAAAUUGUACAUUACUGCGUAUGUUGCAUUCAAUGCAAAUUAGGUUUGCCCUAACGCUCCUGCAGAUGAGAAAUAAAUUUCCGGCGCGCGGACGCGCAGCGCAGCGUGCGUAUGUAUCUAGAAUGGGCGUGCGCUCCGCGCCCGCCGGCCCGGCGACGGGGGGGGCAAGGGGGGGCGAGGGAGAAAGAACCUUUAGGGGAAAACCCAUGGCCCAAACCUCACUGGUCAUGCCCAAACUAUGCUGACACCACAGGCGGAAAGCAAUGACAACACACACAGGGGAGCAGACGCCGCACUCCCUGAUCGUGAGCGAAGCAAGGGCACGCACAGACAUCAAGGCCGCAAGGCGCGAAGUGCCGCAGCCACUGCCUGGGCCUCCACAAACAAAGCGGCCGGAAGGCGUUCGCAGAACCUUUGCGAAGGCCCGGAAGGCUCACCACAGGAAACAGAGGCGGGCCACAGGAAACAGGGCCAAAACGGGGCACGAAAGGCCAAAAGACCAGAAACGGGGCUGGCGCAAGGCAAGACAAAUAAGAGCACAGGAAGGCGGCGGAAAGGCAGGCGGGGCACUGCGGGCGAUAUGCUCUAAAAGUAAAAGCCAGAAAGCUGAUGCUGACAAGAAGAGCAAGUGGGCCAAGACUCGCUUCAACCAGACGAAAGCCCUGAAAACGAAACCACUGCGCCGAAGCAGGGCACGGAGGCGAGGCGCAAACCAAAAAGCCCGGCGACCCAAAGGAAACGGGGCAUCGCACGCAGCCCCAUUGGGGCCGAAGGGGCCCCGCGGCGACGAGCACGCGAGAGAGGCAAGCCUGCAGAGUCACAGGCGGAAGGGAAAGGCGAAAACUGGCGCCAAAUACCUCGCAACAGGGGGCGAAGGGCAAGGGGCGCCAGAAUGCAGCACGACUCCGGCCCGGGGCAGCCAAUCGCGAACCGCAACAAGGCACCUAAGCCAAGGCCAAGGGCACAGACCAGGACCGGCAGGCCCGAAGGCCACCCGGGGGCCCGGCAGCGCUUUACUGACUGGAAGUGGCCCCGCCGCGGAGGCGGAGCUGCCUGCGCCAGUUUUCUACUAGUGCUUCCACUAGUGAAGGGCGCCACUAGCGGGGAGCGUCACUAGUAGCCGCAAACCCGUUGUGGCGAUCAUAAAACCACUACCAGGAUUUCUCCUUGUGGCCCCUUUUCCACUAGCAGCUUUCCACUAGCAGGAUCUCUACUAGUAGCGCUCACCCCCUCGUCCGCCCUGAUUCUUUUAUUUAGUAUAUCUAUAUAGGUAAAGGUAAUUGUGAGAUGACAAACUUCCUAUAACUAGCGCUUUUUUUGACACGGCCAAGCAUUUAAUAUAUAAGAAAGUUGCCAACUCCUGCUCGUCGAGGGGGAGGGCACUCGGCAAUUUGAUACUUCGUUUCGUGCAUCCAGCGACCUCAUCUGAAAAUUAUGGAAGGGGAGGGAGUGAUGUUACAGAAUGGCGCCAGCCCUCAACAACGAUUCUGUUGCGAUUCGCCACACGGACGAUUUGCAAUUGCAUAAACUUUUAACUUUUAUAUGUCUUUUUGUCAUGUUCAUAAUACUCGGCGAAAAAGAGAAACGUAAAGCGAGAUUUUUCAUGGGGCUCGCGGCAGCUCGUACAGCCAAUCGCUUUCCCUCUACAAAGAUUAAUGUUUUCGUGCAGAUCUGUAGUCUGUGUUUUGUCCGAAGCAGUUUCCUCAAGAGCAACAAAUCCGUCGCCUCCGCUGGUCCGGCUGCUGCAGGGACCAUUUCUAUCGAC